AUGGCAACAUCGACCCCCUCGAUCGCGGUUAUCUCGACAACCUCCAGUUCACAAACUAUAUCCUCUCCAAACGUUUCGGAUCCCCGACCCAUCCUCGACCACAUUGUCCAGGUCGGCAGUCGCUCUAUUCUUAAAGAGAUCGAGUCCCUCUGGCCUGAGGCCUUUCUCCAGACAGAGAAGUCGCACUUUCGAACGGACUAUGAUGGCGAAACGGUGUCGGCCAUGUUCCUGAUGGCCCAUCACACGAUUGAGCGACUCCGUGAGACACAGUUACGGUCUUUUUGGCGGUACAGGGUCGACAACAAUGCGAGCGGGGAUUUGGAGUGGGAGGAGCGGUGGGCACUCUUAUCGCUGAUCGAGGACUGGAACGCGAGCGGUGGUGGUGUCAGUCGAGAGCGCACAGGCCAAGUAAUCAAUCACACACCCCAGUUUCUGAGCGGCUUCAGACAAGUGCUGGAACAAACCGGAUACGGCGAUACACAGAACCAACCCGCGACACGAUGCGUCUUUUCCGGCAUGGAAGGGUUUCCUUUCCUGAUUCCAGACGCCAACACCUCCAAGACCACUCACCACGAGAACUGGUCUGAAGCCAGGGCAUUACAGAAACUCAACACUGAUUUCUCUGUCAUGCCCGCUGACAGGACGUGUAUUUUCGAUGUCGACUUUUGUCUGGGGCCGAUGUUCUUGGAGAGACGUGGGUCGUUGGGGAAGAAGGACGUUGAGAAGGUGUUCAAGAGGAUGGCGUUUGAGGAGUUCCAUUGUGGGGAUUGUUUGCUUCAUAUUGCGACGUAUGGCGAUCGGGGGAUGGAGUAUUAUCUGGAGCGGGUCGGGGAUGCAGAGGAGAGUGAUUGGGGUGAGUAUGUCCCCUUUGUGUCUCGUAAGCUUCCUGCUCCUAUCGCUGCUGUUGACAACAAAAGUACAGAGGGAGCGGGGAACUCUGAGGAGAACGCCGACAACUCUGAGACCGCCAACAACAAGGAUACCGCCAAUACUGACAAGGCCCAGAACACAGAGAACACAGAGAAUGGCGAUCUACAAACCAGAAGCGAUGACGCGGAUAACGCAGACAACGCAGUGACCGCAGACACCACCUCCGAAACCAACACUAACACCGAAAAGCGCGACACCAUCCUCUUCCGCACUUUUUCCACAAAAGACACCCUCGCCCAAAAAAUCCUUAAGGCCCAAUCCCAAACCCAUUACACACCCCAUACCCGCGGCAUCUCUGCCAUCCUCCCCCACCUUUCCCACCACCCAAAAGCCCGCCUCCACAUCAUGCGGGACCUCUACCGGUACAACUUUGUGAUGGGGGAGUCCGAUUCCUUCUUUGUGACACUUGUCGAGUUGGAGAACGCGCAGGGGGAUAUGGCGUUUCUGGAUAAGGCCAAGGAGAAUGAGAAGAAACUGCAUAUUGUUUGUUUGAAUGAUGGGAUUAUUGAGGAGAGGAAUGGGACGGAGGUUAGGGCGUUGUUAACGGAGUUUUUGGAGGAUCGGUAUGGUGAUUCUGCGCCUUGGGAGAAAGUGACCGUAGAUAAAUAG
Molecule: messenger RNA, 1539 nt
Organism: Linnemannia hyalina
Lineage: Eukaryota; Fungi; Mortierellomycota; Mortierellomycetes; Mortierellales; Mortierellaceae
Source: the annotation of a GenBank genome assembly